ACGUGUUUCUAGCGUGUACACAUGCGUAUCAAUCAUGGCUCAGUUUGCAAAACAAUGUGCAAUGUUUUCUGAAGCAAAGUGUUAAACAGAAUUUAAGAAAAGACUGUUGUCAAUCGUGUAUUUUGCAGCGAUUGUUUCAAUCAUUUGUCGAAGUGGCAGCUUCAGUUUUAGUGUUCAGUUCAGUGUCGAGUCAAACUCAUUGCGAAAAUGUCGAAGUAUGUAUUCACACCAACGAAUCAAAUAAGGCUGACGAACGUGGCCGUGGUUCGCAUGAAGAAGGCUGGCAAGCGAUUCGAGAUUGCGUGCUACAAGAACAAAGUGAUGUCUUGGAGAAACAAACUAGAAAAAGAUAUUGACGAAGUACUGCAAACAAACACGAUAUUCAUCAAUGUGUCGAAGGGUCAGGUUGCAAAGAAGGAAGAUCUCCUGAAGGCUUUCGAAACUGAAGAUCAAACUGAAAUCUGCAAACAGAUCCUUGCUAAAGGUGAACUUCAGGUUUCCGACAAGGAGAGGCACCUGGCGCUUGAGUCUAUGUUCAAGGACAUUGCCACAACAGUUGCCAGCAAGUGUAUAAAUCCAGAGACCAAACGUCCAUAUCCAGUUACAAUGAUUGAGAAUGCUAUGAAGGACGAGAUACACUUUUCUGUUAAACCUAAUCGAAAUGCCAAGCAGCAGGCACUGGAUGUCAUCUCACAGCUGAAGGAGGUGAUGCCUUUGGAGCGCGUCCAAAUGAGGCUGAGGCUUGUCAUACCAGAAAAAGAGGCUAGAAAAUUGAAAGAUAAACUCAUCAAAUUUAUGACCAAGCUAGAAACAGAGGAGUGGGACAAUGGAUCAUUAACAAUAAUCUGCUUAAUUGAUCCAGGCCAAUACAGAGGAAUAGAUGAACUAAUACGAUCGGAGACAAAAGGAACUGGUUUAUUGGAAUUAGUCAAUUUAAAUGAGGUAGUUGAAGGAGAGGAACUCUUAACAUAAAUCAUAAAUAGGGUUCUAGACACUGUUAUUCACCAGGAGAGAAUUCGUAUUUAUUGUAAUUCUAAUUUAUAUUCUAAGUAUGUGUUGACAAUUUUGUUAUAUCUUAGCAUCUUGUUAUAUCUAAUAAAACAACCUGCAUUUGUA
Molecule: messenger RNA, 1116 nt
Organism: Monomorium pharaonis (pharaoh ant)
Lineage: Eukaryota; Metazoa; Arthropoda; Insecta; Hymenoptera; Formicidae
Gene: Sbds
Product: ribosome maturation protein SBDS
Exons: 2
Coding region: 208-972 (254 amino acids)
Biological process (GO): cytosolic ribosome assembly; ribosome biogenesis
Source: RefSeq, a predicted model, not a curated record